UUAUUUAUAUUAUAAGAUGUUGUCCCCAGAAAUGCAAAACAAAAUGGUCCAAAUUUGAUCUCUUUUAAGAGAUAAAAGGAAGGGAGGGGACAGAGAGAGGCCCGAAAUUAGUCCCGUAGAUUCAUUCGCUUCCCCCACUCUCCACUCUCCACUCUCCACUCUCCACUCUCCACCCUCCACCAACGCUACGCUCAACUCUCCUCCCACCACCCACGGACGCCGCCCACGCCCACAAUGGGCUGUACAGCUUCAAAGCUCGACCAGGAAGACACUGUCCGACGGUGCAAGGACCGCCGCCGUCUCAUGAAACACGCCGUCCGUUCUCGCCACCAUUUGGCCGCCGCACAUGCUGACUACUGCCGCUCUCUUCGCCUCACCGGUUCCGCUCUCUGUGCCUUUGCCGCUGGCGAACCUCUCUCCGUCUCCGACCAAACCCCCUCUGUCUUUAUUCACAACGCCCAAAACCCUCCCCAGCCACAUACGCCGCCACCGUUGCCGCCUAGGCGAGGAGUUUUUGGUACGAAUUCCGUCCCGCCGAGUGUUCCGUCGCCGUCGCCUUCUCUCCAUCCUCCUCCGGCGCCGCCGUCGUUUUCUACAUCUCCGUCGCACACCAUAGCGAGCUCCAAGCUUCCGCGUAUUCUCUCAGCGUCGAGUAUUUCGUCUUCCGUUCCGCACCGGCAACAUCGCCGCCGUAAACAGACGCCGAAGCUCCCUCAUAUUCUCUCGGAAUCGGAUCCUUCGUCCUCUCCGAGGAGUGAGAAAUCUAGCUUUUCUGCUUCGUUUUCCACUGCUUAUCCUAAUUCCACUUACUCCAGUACUCCUUCUCAAGCUUCCUCUGUCUGGAACUGGGAUAAUUUCUGUCCUCCAUCUCCUCCUUCCUCCGAAUUCUUCCAGAGUCGAUCUCAAAAUCAGAUACCACCCAAGCCUCAUCCAAACAACCACUACCAUGAUUACGAUGACGAAACUGAACAAUCGGAUUACACCUUCUUUAACAGGAAAUCGGAGAGCAAAAAGGACGACGGUCAUCAAUUCCAGCAACAGAAGCACCAUCUCGACGACACAGAAACAGAAAGAGAAGAAGUUCAAUGCAGCGAUUGGGGAGAUCACUACAGCACAACGAGCUCAUCAGACAUCGAUGAGAUAGACUGUACAGACGCCGAUUUGAGAUCAGAGACUGACACUCAGUCGAAUUUCGAAUCCUCGAUCCGAACGGAGUCAAUAGCGCCCGAACCUGUUACUCUUCCUCCACCAGGCAACUACGCGACGCGGAUGGAGAAAUCCGAUGACGCAGGUUCCUUCGCUGGAAGCUACCGGACCGGUGAGCUCUCGGACCUGAGAAUUGUUGUGAGGCACAAAGAUUUGAAGGAAAUUGUGGAUUCUCUCAAAGAAAACUUCGAGAAGGCGGCUGCUGCAGGAGAUCCAGUAUCGAAGAUGCUAGAAAUUGGGAAAGCAGAAUUGGAUAAGAGCUUUCGACAGCUAAAAAAGACGGUGUACCAUUCGAGCAGCGUGUUGAGCACCUUGAGCUCGACCUGGACCUCGAAACCGCCAUUGUCGGUCAAGUACCGGCUCGACACCGGUUCGCUCGAUCAAUCGGGCGGUUCAAAGAGCCUCUGCACGACAUUGGACCGGCUUUUGGCUUGGGAGAAGAAGCUUUACCAGGAAGUAAAGGCUAGAGAAGGUGUAAAAAUUGAACACGAAAAGAAGUUGUCCUCAUUGCAGAGUCAGGAGUACAAGGGCGAGGACGAAAGCAAGCUCGAUAAGACGAAGGCAGCUAUAACUAGACUGCAGUCGUUGAUUAUUGUCACGUCUCAGGCUGUCAAUACAACUUCUACUGCCAUCGUUGGUCUAAGAGAUUCAGAUCUUAUUCCUCAGCUUGUUGAACUAUGCCAUGGGUAACUCCACUCUCUUCAGUAUGUUUUUUGUGACAA
Messenger RNA from Cucurbita pepo subsp. pepo (vegetable marrow), 1928 nucleotides. Lineage: Eukaryota; Viridiplantae; Streptophyta; Magnoliopsida; Cucurbitales; Cucurbitaceae. The record is from RefSeq and is a predicted model, not a curated record.